Molecule: messenger RNA, 174 nt
Organism: Suillus discolor
Lineage: Eukaryota; Fungi; Basidiomycota; Agaricomycetes; Boletales; Suillaceae
Exons: 2
Coding region: 1-174 (57 amino acids)
Source: RefSeq, a predicted model, not a curated record
AUGGCCACUGAUUUCUGGGCCAGUUCGCACUACAAACGAUGGAUAGUGGACCGCGCUACCUUGAAGGAGUCUCGUUCAGAUGACCUACAAUACGUGGAUGAUCCGGAGUACCUCGAUUUCUUUGCAAUCUUCUUUGCGAAUGGUGAGUGUAAUACACAUGCGAAUGCGGACUGA